Wallemia mellicola CBS 633.66 is the source of this 2002-nucleotide messenger RNA. Its product is annotated as GINS complex, Psf1 component. Bases 1 to 639 code for a protein of 212 amino acids. The record is from RefSeq and is a predicted model, not a curated record. Gene Ontology annotation, biological process: DNA replication; DNA strand elongation involved in mitotic DNA replication. The transcript has a single exon. Lineage: Eukaryota; Fungi; Basidiomycota; Wallemiomycetes; Wallemiales; Wallemiaceae. Gene Ontology annotation, cellular component: GINS complex.
AUGAGUCAACAAUACACAGACAUAGCACACAGGCUGAUACAACAGUCGAGACGGUCGCACCUCACAGACAGCUUGUAUGCUUACGAUGAUGCAUCGGUGCGCGAAAUUACGCGUGAAUGUCGAUAUCUCAAUAGUCAAAUCAAUGACACUGUCGAAAGACUGACAAACGAGGCUGAUCAGAGCUUGAUGGAGAGUGACAAACCUACACUUGCACAACUUACAAUAUUAAACCUCUGUGCACAGCGGAAUAAAAGGUGUUUAUUGGGAUACCAUCAUCACAGGUUAAAUAAGUUACGCGAUUUAUAUUGGAAAUCUGGCGCCGCAUUGGCACACCUACUCAACGAACAUGAUAAUGGUGGUAUACGCGAUGAACUCAGUCCUACGGAGGUUGAUUUCCUGCGAGGAUAUUCCUCUUUGAUAACACAAUACAAGUCGCCAUUUCUGGACGUCGUUGAUAUUACCUCAGGUAGCUUAGAACCUCCAAAAGAUUUGCACAUCAGUGUCAGGGUAGUUCGCGACGCUGGUCUCAUCGAAACCCAAGGGGGCCCUGUCGAUUUCAGAGUUGGACAAAGGUUCAUGGUCAGGAGGUCAGAUGUAGAGAGAUUAUUAGUACAAGGAUACCUCGAACAAGUAGAUUAAUUUAUUAAUAUAUGUACAGCAGUUCAUUUAUAUUGCAUUCUUUAAUAUGUUAUGUCUAAGUCAAGUAUGGUCGAGUUAAUAGGCGUGUUCGUGACAUUGUUUCUCAUGUGUUUAUCACUGGAGAGCGUCAUACCGUCCAAUUCCCAAGAUAUACUUGCUAAUGAGAAACCCUGGGUUCCCAAUUUGGAACCACCUAUAUAUUGCUUGUUUGGAUCAAGACCCUCAAUUUGAGGUCCGAUUGAUACUUUCUCCCAGACUGCGUUUGUUGGCUGGUGUGCCAUUGACCUGUGCGGCGUAUUGGUGUAUGGAUCUAACCUACCAAGAUCUUUGGUUGCGACAUCUUGGAAUUUUGGUUCAAUCGGUAUAAAAUGCUUUUCCUUCUUCUUCUUGCUUGUUUCAAUUGUCGGCGUUUGACUGCCUGAAGGUGUAGGAUCAACUUGAGGUGUUGGAGGAAUCGACGCAUAAGCUGGCGUCUCAACACCUUCCAUCUUGACAUCUUCGUCUUCCUUCUUCAAGGCAUUCUGCUUUGGUUUGUUUUUCCUCACACCUGCGUUCUCAGCUUUGACUAAAAUAGCAUGUGACUCCUCCAUUCGCAAUCUCUUCAGAUAAUUUAUCUCGUCAUUAGUUCCUUGAACCUCACGUGCGUAUACAUCCAUCCAAUUCUCCGGUGUUAUAUUUUGACUCAGUAAUGCACGUUUAGUGGCGUAAGUUGUAGCGGGUGAGAAGAGUGCAGCACCGAUGUCACUGGCCCAACCUCCAAUUGCUCUGCUCAAGAACUUUGUACCGAAGUUUGGACCUUGGCUUGUCAAAGCUGCGAGAUCAGCAUCUUCGAAUUGACCUUCGUCUUCAACUUGACAUAUAGUACCUGGUUCAAUCUUCUUUUCAGCACAAUACUUUCUUGCUUUGUCCUCAUAGUAGUCAUCUUCGACGUGUUUACCAUUAACUAAGACCUUUGCACCGAAGAGUUUGUAUACAUUUCUCGCUGCAACUAUCGUUACUGAACGCGAACGUGAGUUGGCCGCGAGUUUACCCUCUGUGAUAAGUCUCUCUUUCUCUUCUUGCUCGAGGGUAAGCUUAACAAGUAAGAGAUUCCUUCUAAACAUAUAAAGUGAGUCCUUGUAUCCCGCACCUCUCGCGGCAUCGAUAGAAAGCAUGUAAACCUUCUCGCGGUCGUGUCUGAGUGAACUCGUGAAUGUUGGCAUCUUGUAGCAUCUUCCACCUUGUAAAUUACCGUGCUCGUCUAUUUUUUGAUCACCGCGGACAUCAUCGUCAAUUUCAAGCUCGUCUUCCGUGUACCAAUAUUCAUUACCGCCGAUAGUUCUAAGCACACGAGGGGCUGGUUUAUCAGGUGGGAUGUAUCCAA